This is a messenger RNA of Pieris macdunnoughi, 627 nucleotides long. The record is from the annotation of a GenBank genome assembly. NCBI's taxonomy places the organism in Eukaryota, Metazoa, Arthropoda, Insecta, Lepidoptera, Pieridae.
AUGAAGCCUGUUUGGAAUCUUUUAUUCUUGGUGACUUUGUGGUCGGCAGUUCAAUGUUCACCCUUUGACGAUGGAAAGUAUAAACCCAAAACAUAUGACGAGUAUGAUGAUGGGAAAUACUAUAGGCCGUUAACUGAGGGGAAAUAUGUUCGUGGAGAUGAGGGAAAAUACAUGUAUAUCUACCAACAGGGCGUGUUUCCGUACGACGGAACAUACAAACAUUUGGGAAGGGGCGACUCCAACGACUACAUUGGCUUCCAAAUAUAUGCCCCAAGAUUCCAAUAUAUUCAUAGAAUAAUUAAAGAGAUAAUUAGCAAGUAUAUAUCACCAGACAUUCUGAUGUUUAGUGGAUCGGAGUCGGGGCAAGUCAAUAACUUGGAUAAGGUACAAUCACCUCAAGAAGUUGCAAUGAAGUGCAAUCUUAUUGACCCGGAGACUAGAAAUAGCAUGGAAACGGAAGUUGUGACGCAAUAUCCUCCAUCAAUGAAGUUGCAAGAAGGCGAAAACAUGGGAACGCUUUACAGCUUUAAGGGAACUAAGUUACUAAGUAAAGAAGAGAAUUCGGUAAAGACAAAAUUAAAGUUGCAUUAUGAAGUGUUCGUGAGGGUAGUUGAAGAGGCCGAAUGA